AUGUCAGUAAAAUCAGCAGUACCUACUUCCGACCUCCAAAUUGAGAUCAAAUGGUCAGACGGUCAAGUAUCCAAGUUCCAUAAUAUUUGGCUUCGUGAUUAUUGUCGUUGUGAAAAUUGUUUCUUCAAUGCUACCAAACAGAAACUUGCAAGUGCCGCUACAAUUGACCCUGAAAUUAAACCAGCUAAGAUUGAAGUUGGGAAUAAUGAAAUUGAAAUCGUAUGGGAUCAAGAAAGUCAUGUUUCAAAAUAUGAAUUUGAUUGGUUGAGACUUCAUUCUUAUCAACCGCGUUUAGUCCCAGUUAAGGCCAAGCUCAAGGGUGCUGACGAAUUGUUACAAAGAGAACUCUGGCAAGUUAAGGAUAUGAAGGAUAACUUGCCAGUUGUCGAUUAUAAUGCCGUCAUGGCUUCAACCGACGACAAUGAAGAAGCAAUCAAGGAUUGGUCUUUAAAGAUUUGGAAACAUGGGUUUUGUCUCGUUGACAAUGUGCCAGUCACACCAGAAGACACUGAAAAAUUAUGCGAGAAAUUAAAUUAUAUCAGACCAACCCAUUAUGGAGGUUUUUGGGAUUUUACUUCCGAUUUAGCAAAAGCGGAUACCGCCUAUACUAAUUUCGACAUCAGUUCUCAUACUGAUGGAACCUAUUGGUCAAACACCCCCGGUUUACAAUUAUUCCAUCUCUUGUAUCAUGAUGGGACCGGAGGUACAACUUCGUUGGUAGAUGCUUUCAAAUGUGCCCAAAUUCUCAAGGAGAGACAUCCUGAAAGUUAUGAAAUCUUCUGUCGGAUCCGUGUACCUGCCCAUUCUGCCGGUGAAGAAAAGGUAUGUAUUCAACCAGAUGUGCCACAACCAAUAUUUAAAUUCGAUAUCAAUGGAGAUUUAUUACAAGUCCGUUGGAACCAAAGUGAUAGAUCUACUAUGGAUUCAUGGGACGAUCCAAAUGAUGUUCCUAAAUUUUUCAAAGCCAUUAGAGAUUGGGUUAGUAUUAUCAGUGAUCCUGAAAAUGAAUUAUGGCAUCAAAUGAAGCCGGGCCAAUGUUUGAUUUUUGAUAAUUGGAGAGUAUUCCAUUCUAGAAGUGAGUUCACGGGGAAGAGAAGAUUAUGUGGGGCAUAUUUGGAACGUGAUGAUUUUGUUUCUAGAACGAAGUUGUUGACAUUGGGUAGGCAAGCUGUGUUGGAUUCUAUUUAG
Hemisphaericaspora subhashii is the source of this 1188-nucleotide messenger RNA. RefSeq lists its product as uncharacterized. Gene Ontology annotation, molecular function: iron ion binding; trimethyllysine dioxygenase activity. The record is from RefSeq and is a predicted model, not a curated record. Gene Ontology annotation, biological process: carnitine biosynthetic process. Gene Ontology annotation, cellular component: mitochondrion. NCBI's taxonomy places the organism in Eukaryota, Fungi, Ascomycota, Pichiomycetes, Serinales, Debaryomycetaceae. The coding region runs from base 1 to 1188 and encodes 395 amino acids. The transcript has a single exon.